GCUACAGACAUUAAUAAAUUACAACCUUAGAUUACAACAUGGAGUGAUUACAACACACCAUUUAAAAAAAUAAUCUCUGUUCACUAUGAAUUAAAUCCAUAGCAACAGAAAAACAAUUUGAUAAACUGCAAUUUGUAUUGACAGACAUUUACACAAAGGAUCUAAUAUUAAUACUUGAAAAGCAUGAUGGAAGCAAAUAAAAUUGAUGAAGAGGCACAGGCCGAUAUACCUGAACCCAGCAAAGAAGAAGAAACAAUAAAGAUAAGACCGCUUGAGCGCAUAAAGCUACACCCAAAAGCCCCUAUAGAACCUUCGGCCUAUGGAAAAGGAAAAAACUUUAGCCGUCCAUGGAUACUUCAGGACGGACGAGAAGUCCCUGGUGUAGGCAGUGAAAUGCGUGACUGCUACAAAGUCCCCAAAAAGUCUCAGCAUAGUGAAGGCAUUCGAAAAAGGAUGUUAACUGAUUUCUUCUGGGAGCAAAUGUUAGAUGAAGUUAUAGAGGAGUUAGCAACUUCUCAACCAGUUUCCGAGUACUGCACGGAGUAUGACGCUAAUUUCAUCAAGGAUAAUUUCGAACCACGCAAUUUGGAGAUAACAGCUGAUAAAAAUAUGCACCUAAAGUAUCCCUUAUACGGAACCGGAUCCAGUGCAAUAACAUUCUACAGUGAAACUAUAACAAAAUGUGGCCCUGGAGAGAUAUUGGAGAAAUUCAGGCGCUGUCAACAUUUCACGAAGCCAAUGGAAGAACGGUUAGAUAUUGGCUGGGUUUUGUGAAUAAUAAAACGAAGAAUAUUCAUAAAAUUAUAAAUAAAAUUACUGUAGCCAUAAA
Molecule: messenger RNA, 829 nt
Organism: Manduca sexta (tobacco hornworm)
Lineage: Eukaryota; Metazoa; Arthropoda; Insecta; Lepidoptera; Sphingidae
Exons: 4
Coding region: 184-774 (196 amino acids)
Source: RefSeq, a predicted model, not a curated record